UUGUUUGUAGGAUGGGCCCUGUAUGAAACGCUAGGAGCGUGAAUAUUUUAGUAGUUCGUGUUCGGGAAGGAGGAAUGGUAAAUGAAUGAGUGCACUUGCAUUUCUGGCACGGGAUCGGGAAGAAGCUGAGGCGAUAUGUUAUCUUCGAGGUUCUUGAACUAAGGAGGCUAGAACAACCUCGCCUGAUGUCUCGCCACCCUUACUAUGAGACAUUUUUCUCUAGAUGAUGAACCGCUCGGGGAGAAGAACAUCUACAUCAGCCCUGUUACUACACCAACUUCAACCGUAGACGAAGAAAAAUGUCUUGUACGCAUCCCUCUGAGAGAUGCGCGACUCCAUACCAAAGAUGUAUGGAAAUACAUCGUUCAAAAUUUGCCUUAUUUUAUGCUGGUGAUAAGUUUAGCUGAGGCGAUAAUCUAUUUUGAAUGCAAUGCCGAUAUUCGUAAGUUACUGAGAUUCGAUCCUGACAAGAAGUAUGAAAUUUGGAGGUACCUUACUUAUAUGCUGUUACAUGAGGAUGUUGUGCACCUCACGUUAAACUUAUUUCUGCAAUGCACAUUUGCCUUUUUUCUGGAGACAAAGCAAGGAAGACUGAAAGUAGCGAUAUUAUAUUUAGCUGGGGGAGUCACAGGAGUGCUUGGUGCGUCUUGCAUCAAUCCAGGAAUUUUAAUUGGCGCCUCAGCGGGAGUGUACUCUUUACUGAUUUCUCUUGUGGCCGACCUGUACUUGAAUUAUGAGAAUAUAAAGUAUAAAGCAUAUAGAGGAAUAUGCAUUUCCGUUCUCGUCUUAUCUGAUAUUACUUUCAACCUUUACCACUUUUGGUCCAGAGAAGAACCCGUUAUUUCAUGGGAAGCCCACUUGUUCGGAGGUUUAACUGGACUGAUACUUGGCCUCGCCCUAUAUGAGAAUACCAAAGGACUGCAGCAAGAAAGGAAAAAUAUAUGUUUAACAUUCAGCUCACUUCUGUACUUUCUAAUAUUCACAACCCUUGUUAUAAUAACGAUUGAUUCAGGUGCUUCAAAAUGCGCUAAUAAAAUGAAUUCUUAACAUUUUGUACAGAAUUUUUGAAAAACAUUUGUACGCUACUCAUUUUAUACAGAACAAUUUAUACAAUUUUUUAAAUAAAAUGUAAUGAACUUUGUUUA
Coccinella septempunctata (seven-spotted ladybird) is the source of this 1145-nucleotide messenger RNA. Its product is annotated as protein rhomboid. Bases 205 to 1047 code for a protein of 280 amino acids. Gene Ontology annotation, cellular component: membrane. The transcript is spliced from 4 exons. The record is from RefSeq and is a predicted model, not a curated record. Gene Ontology annotation, molecular function: serine-type endopeptidase activity. NCBI's taxonomy places the organism in Eukaryota, Metazoa, Arthropoda, Insecta, Coleoptera, Coccinellidae.